AUGGCUUCGUCAUCAUCCAACGUGGUCGGUGUUCACUACCGAGUUGGCAAGAAAAUUGGAGAGGGAUCUUUUGGUGUUAUUUUUGAAGGCACCAAUUUACUCAACAAUCAACAAGUUGCUAUCAAGUUUGAACCUCGCAAGAGUGAUGCCCCCCAACUGCGAGAUGAGUACCGGACUUAUAAGAUCCUUGUGGGCUGCCCUGGUAUUCCAAAUGUUUACUACUUCGGCCAGGAGGGUCUCCACAAUAUUCUCGUGAUCGACUUACUCGGUCCUUCCCUCGAGGAUCUUUUUGAUCACUGUGGCCGAAGGUUCUCCAUCAAGACGGUUGUCAUGGUUGCCAAGCAAAUGCUUUCGAGGGUUCAGACGAUUCACGAGAAGAAUCUCAUUUACCGCGAUAUCAAGCCCGACAACUUCCUCAUUGGCCGCCCUGGCACCAAAGCUUCUAGCGUGAUUCAUGUGGUUGACUUCGGCAUGGCCAAACAGUACCGUGACCCGAAGACGAAGCAACAUAUCCCAUACCGCGAGCGAAAGUCCCUUUCCGGAACUGCACGAUACAUGAGUAUCAAUACCCAUCUUGGCCGUGAGCAGUCCCGCCGAGACGAUCUCGAAGCUCUUGGUCAUGUCUUCUUGUACUUUCUUCGAGGUGGUCUUCCUUGGCAGGGAUUGAAGGCGGCCACCAACAAGCAGAAAUAUGAGAAGAUUGGUGAGAAGAAGCAGACAACUGCUAUCAAGGAUCUCUGUGAGGGUUUCCCUGAGGAAUUCUCUAAAUAUUUGACGUAUGUCCGAAAUCUUGGCUUUGAGGAUACUCCUGACUACGAUUACCUCCGGGAGCUCUUCACACAGGCUCUCAAGAACACUGGCGAGGUUGAGGAUGGCGAGUAUGACUGGAUGAAAAUUUCGAAGGAUUCGGGAAAGGGAUGGGAUUCGAAGAACCACAGCGGCGCGUACCUCCACAACCCCAAUGUGCGGCCUGGCCCCUCUCAGAUGGAGCUGCACAGCGGCCACCGUCCCGGGAAUACCACCUCUCACCAACAAGCACAAAACCUUACUGUCGGCCGUUUAAACGCCGCGCAACCCCCUCCUCCGUCUCCGAUCAAGCAGAUGGGCAAGCAGAGAGAUCGGCCAAGCGCCCCCGGCGCCUUGUCAGCGCAGAGGGGGAGCGGGGUUGGGGGUCUUCGGGACAUGGCCACGCCCACUGGCUCGACCCAGGCUCAGUUCCAGAACAGUGCCCAGAACCUGCCUCAGCAGCCGAGGACGUCCCAGCAAGGCCAGGCGACUCAAGCCGCCCAGGCUAGUGGCCAACAGGCCAAUCCUCAGCCCAGUGGCUUCCAGAAGUUGAUGAAGACCCUAUGCUGUGGGUAA
Fusarium mangiferae is the source of this 1362-nucleotide messenger RNA. RefSeq names its product putative casein kinase I cki2. Gene Ontology annotation, molecular function: protein serine/threonine kinase activity; ATP binding. Gene Ontology annotation, biological process: endocytosis; peptidyl-serine phosphorylation; signal transduction. Gene Ontology annotation, cellular component: nucleus; cytoplasm. Bases 1 to 1362 code for a protein of 453 amino acids. Lineage: Eukaryota; Fungi; Ascomycota; Sordariomycetes; Hypocreales; Nectriaceae. The record is from RefSeq and is a predicted model, not a curated record. The transcript is spliced from 3 exons.